Molecule: messenger RNA, 2083 nt
Organism: Capsicum annuum
Lineage: Eukaryota; Viridiplantae; Streptophyta; Magnoliopsida; Solanales; Solanaceae
Product: UBP1-associated protein 2C
Exons: 2
Coding region: 141-1418 (425 amino acids)
Molecular function (GO): RNA binding
Source: RefSeq, a predicted model, not a curated record
AGGACGACCUGUCAAUUGUACGGUGUCGUAAGUGGAGCAUCUCAUCCUAUAAGUUAACGGUUCCUCCUACCCCAUGUAGGGUUUUAUUCCGAGUGCUUUCCGACUCUCUAGGGUUUACAUUUGAAUAGAUAUCUCUGUCCAUGGAUCUAACUAAGAAACGCAAGGCUGAUGAGAACGGCGGUGCUUAUCCCGUGUCCAACGAACUCGUCACAACUGCCGCCGCUCCUCCGGCACUCGGUAUUCUUUCCCCUGAAGACAUCGACAAGAUUCUUGAAACGUUCACGAAAGACCAGUGCAUUUCAGUUCUCCGUAACGCCUCCCUUCGCUACCCUGAUAUCCUUGAAGCCAUACGUUCUGUUGCUGACGCCGACGUAUCUCAGCGCAAACUCUUUGUCCGUGGUCUUGGUUGGGAGACCACCACCGACAAGCUCCGGCAGGUUUUUUCUGUUUAUGGAGAACUAGACGAGGCAAUAGUCAUAACAGACAAGGCCUCGGCGAAAUCUAAGGGCUAUGGUUUUGUUACUUUCAAGCACGUUGAUGCUGCAAUUCUUUCUUUAAAGGAACCCAACAAGAAAAUCGAUGGCCGUAUUACAGUGACACAGCUGGCGGCUGCGGGUAAUUCGGGGAAUUCACAUUCUGCUGAUGUUGCGCUUAGGAAAAUCUAUGUUGGUAAUGUUCCUUUCGAGAUUUCGUCCGAGAAGCUUUUGAAUCACUUUGCUAUUUAUGGAGAGAUUGAAGAGGGUCCUUUGGGAUUCGAUAAACAAACUGGAAAAGCAAAAGGUUUUGCUUUUUUUGUGUACAAAACUGAGGAGGGAGCUAAGGCGUCUUUACUUGAUCCGGUGAAGACAAUAGAAGGACAUCAGGUGUUGUGCAAAUUGGCAACGGAUAAUAAGAAGGGGAAGCAGCAGAAUAUGGGGCCUGGAGGUGGCCCUGGAAUGCUGAAUGCUGGACCUACAGGAAUGCCGGGUGAUGAUAGGGUUGGAUCGAUGCCCAGUUCAAAUUAUGGUGUUCCUGUAAGCGGGUUGGGUCCAUAUUCAGGGUUUACAGGCGGGCCUGGUCCAGGAAUGCAGCAGCCACCACCUCAGCCUGGAAUGGUGGCACAUCAAAAUCCACAUCUGAAUUCUGCUAUUGGUGGGCCUGGAUAUGGAAACCAAGGACCGGGAUCCUUUACUGGCGUUGCUGGUGGAUAUGCUGGCGCUGGUGGGUAUGGUGGUGGUUCUGGGGAUUACAGUGGAGGGCUAGCAAAUCCUGGUUACAGGAUGCCUCAAAGCUCCGCUGGAAUGGCUAGCUCAGGAGGUUAUCCAGAUGGUGGUAAUUAUGGUUUACAGUCGGCUUAUCCCUCGCAGGUAUCACAGCCCGGAGCCGGGUCGAGGGUUCCACCAGGUGGGAUGUACCAGGGCAUGCCUCCAUAUUACUGAGUCACUGAAGGUAGCUGCCAUUAAAAUCCUGAAUGAGUUAAUCAUGUCGUACUACAUGUUCUUAUUGUAAUUGGAAGGCAUACCUGGUGUUUUCUUUUGUUAGCCCACUUUGACUUCCACCAUUGCCUGGUGUUUUCUUUUGUUCGCCCACUUUGACUUCCACCAUUGCCUACCUUGAUGUGGAUUUAUUUUCUCCAUAACAAAAUUCGUUUCCUUGUUUCUUGGUUACUCUGUUGUCUAUUGUUGCUGAGUUGCGGUGAUGUGGAGUGGAGCGAAAGCUGUAUUUCUGAGGUGUGGUGGCAUGUGCUGCUAAUGUGUUGAAGAUCAAGGUCCAGUUGAUGUGAUAAAUGCUCCAAGGUGGAACGACCUUGUAAAAUGCCUUGAAAGAAGAAAUUUGUUAUAGUUCUAGAGUUGUAUUGUUAUAUGCGUUGAGUAGUAAGAACAAAAUAUCGCAAGUUAGUCUUUGCGAAAUUCAGCAGUACAGCAGCUGCAUACGCAAGCUUCUGGUGUUUGGUUCUCCUUUAUACUUCUAUGGUUGUUGAAAAGAAAUUAACGUAGAAGGCAAACUACAGUUUGCUUGUAGAAUGUUAUAGUCUCUGUGCUAAUGGGUGUGUCAAAAUCAAUCCGUUUGGAGGACCUAUUAUAUAUACAUCAAAUUUCUCUAA